Funneliformis mosseae is the source of this 1530-nucleotide messenger RNA. The record is from the annotation of a GenBank genome assembly. NCBI's taxonomy places the organism in Eukaryota, Fungi, Glomeromycota, Glomeromycetes, Glomerales, Glomeraceae.
AUGCCUGAAGAAAGAAAAUCUUCGAUAGAAUUAUCUUCAUUGCCAGAUGAAACUUUAUAUGAAAUUUUUCGAUAUAUCAAAAAAGAUUUACCUACGUUGUAUUCAUGCCUUCGAGUAAACAGAUUAUUUUGUAAGCAUGUUAUUCCAUUUCUUUGGAUGAAUCCCAUGCCAAAUAUUUACACGUCUGUAGAAAUUGGGGUAUAUAUUUAUUUUUUCGAUCAACGGGAGAAGUAUGAAUUAGAACAACAUCAUGGAUUAAAACUUCAAGAAAUUCCUUGCCCAUUAUUUAAUUAUGAGAAGCAUUUAACAGUGCUUAAUUUAAGGGGGAUUAGACACGCGGUCUAUUAUUGGUUAAAGAAUUAUCAUAUUUCUAAAAAUCCUUUCUUUGAUGAAUGCAUCGAUUUUAGCGAGAAUUCUACCAUCGACUUUAUUGAAAGGGCGCUCCUAAAAUUAAUAUUAAAAAAUGCGAAAAAGAUCAAACAUUUAAUCUUGGAUUUAUCUCGUAGAUAUGGAGAUAUACCGGAUGUUGACAUUUUCACUAAUGAGGAAUACCCCGGUAUUAGAAAUAUAUCAAAAUUCUCAUUCAUUAAUGAUUCUGAUAGAAAUUUACCGAACGUUCAAAACCUUUUGGAUGUUUUACCCACGUUAUGUACGAGUAUUGAAAAAUUAAGGUUUCAUGAAUUAAUCUUCUUAAAUGGUGAUUAUGAAUUAAAAUUGGAAAAUUUAAUUAAGAAUCAAAGAGGAUUGAUUUCAUUCGAUUUCACGAGAGGUUAUAUAAAUGGUUCAAAAUUCAUCACGGCACUAAGGAACCAAUCAGCUUCAUUGAAAAGAUUAGUGUUAAGUAGGAAUACUUUUGAUGAAUUCACAUAUCGAUCAUUGGAACGUUUGGUUAAAUUAGAAUAUCUUGAGAUCGAUGCGGCCUACCCUAUCGAAUUUAUUUUAAUCCCUUUGAGCAAGGCUAACUUAAAACUUAAAUAUUUCAAGGGUAGAUUUAUCGAAGAGGAUUACGGUCUAAAGGAGUCGAUUAUCAAAUCAUCAAAGUUUACCUUGAAAGAAUUAUAUUUAUACGUUUAUAUUCCUAUAAUCGUGAAUAGAUCACCACUUCAUGAGAUAUGUCCUAAUUUAACCCAUUUAUCAAUAGAAUUAUACAUUCAUGAUAAUAUCUCGGAACAUCAUACGGUUUUCUUAAACUAUAUUAAUAAGUUAAAAGAACUAACUCAUAUUUCAAUUAAAUUCUCAUGUGCCUCAAAUAAUAAUGUUUUAGAUGAUUUGGUUAAUUUGGAUUUACCUUCUUUAAAAUUUAUUUCUUAUGAAUUUGAUGAUUAUUUUUUGAGAUCGCUUAAAAGUUGGGUUGAUCAUUUCUCUACCCGUUUUAACAAAAUCACCUUUUAUUACUGUGAGAAUCUAGAAUUUGAACAAAUAAUCCUUUUGGGUGAUUAUGCUAAAAAGAGGGAUUAUCUUACCAUAAUCCCUUAUGAAUACGAAGACGGUUUUAAAUUUGUAGCUAUGAAUCAAUUAGAUAGUUAUUGA